AUGUCACUCUUUGUGAUUGCCGCUUCGGCCCUGCUCGCUGUAUGGUCGUCGCCAGCAACAGCCGAAUUGGUCCGGCACGAUAAAUCUUGGUCACCCGAUACUGCCCUCUAUGCAACGGCGGCGAACAUCACAAUAGACUGUCAGUCGCGCUACUCAGUACUUCUCAACGGCACCUCUCCUGGACCGGCAUUGUAUCUAGAGGAGGGAAAGACGACUUGGAUCAGAGUGUAUAACGAGAUCCCUGACCAAAACAUAACCGUCCACUGGCAUGGUCUGACCGCAAGAGUUGCACCAUACUCGGAUGGCACUCCGCAGGCCAGCCAAUGGCCCAUCGCACCGGGACACUUCUUUGAUUAUGAGAUUCAUCCAGAAGUAGGAGAAGCUGGAACGUACUUUUACCAUUCACACGUCGGCUUCCAGACAAUCACUGCAGCAGGGCCACUGAUCGUGAAUUCCUGCGAACCAGAGCCCUACCAGUAUGACGAAGACAUCAUUUUGUUCCAGCAAGACUACUACAACAAGACCGAUGCCACGAUUGAGAAGGGUCUCAUCGCCAAUCCCUUUGUUUGGAGCGGAGAGACGAACGCGAUACUGCUAAACGGACAAAGCGGCAAGGCGCAAACGGAUAAUGCCACCGACCCCAGCUGUCUACCACAUAUUAUAAAAGUAGAACCAGAGCGGACGUAUAGGCUGAGAUUCAUCGGUCAGCAAGUCAUCUCGCUAGUCACGCUGGGCAUCGAGGGGCAUGACAACCUGACUAUCAUCGAAGCUGACGGUUCAACUACGAAGAAAGCUCACACUGGCCAUCUGCAGGUAGCUCCUGGGCAACGUUUCUCUGUGCUUUUCAAGACGAAGUCAGCGGAAGAGCUGAAAAAGUCGAACCGCACAGACUUCUGGAUACAGUACGAGAACCGGGACAGACCCGCGAAUGUCUCCGGCUACGCAUUGCUGUCAUAUCAUACUGCAGUGGGUGGCUAUAACCAAAGCAACUCUACGUCGACGAUCGUUCUGCCAGAGACAAAGCCAAUCACUCUUCCUCAAGAUGUCGCAAACUGGCUGGAGUACUCCCUCACCCCGUACGAGACCACGUCCAAUCCGUUCCCUCCCGCAAGCGCAGUUAACCGCACCGUCGUAAUCACAGUGCAACAGAAGGUCAACGGUACGACCGAAUGGGCACAGAAUGGAAACAUCUGGAAAGAGAGUAACAUCACUUAUCCCUAUCUAACUGAAAUAUACAAGCGGGGCCAAGAAGCGAUCCCCAACUACGAAGCCGCGAUCGCUAAUUACGGAUGGGAUCCCAAGACGCUCGCGUAUCCCGCCAAGAUCGGCGAGAUCAUAGACAUCGUAUGGGAGAAUAACAACGGUCCGAGCGGUGGUUGGGACAUUCACCCGUUCCAUGCCCACGGCCGUCACUUCUGGGAUCUCGGUUCCGGAAAUGGGACUUAUAAUGCCACUGCAAACAAUGCGAAGCUGGACAAGCUUUACCAAGAGGAUGGCUGGACACCAGCUGUGAGAGAUACUACGAUGCAGUAUCGGUAUGCGGAGAAAGGCGUGCCGAACACGACAGCCGGGUGGCGGGCAUGGCGGGUCAAUGUUUCGGAGCCUGGCGUGUGGAUGAUGCAUUGCCAUAUCAUUGCGCACAUGAUUAUGGGCAUGCAAACAGCUUGGGUGUUUGGAGAUGAAGCUCAGAUCACGUCUAAGGUUCCUCAGCCGUAUGUGGCAGGCUAUCUUGACUUCGGUGGGAGCGCUUAUGGAAACGCGUCGUAUGACCCGCUGGUAAACCAUUACUUUGGGUGA
Molecule: messenger RNA, 1797 nt
Organism: Didymosphaeria variabile
Lineage: Eukaryota; Fungi; Ascomycota; Dothideomycetes; Pleosporales; Didymosphaeriaceae
Exons: 2
Coding region: 1-1797 (598 amino acids)
Molecular function (GO): copper ion binding; oxidoreductase activity
Source: RefSeq, a predicted model, not a curated record